Molecule: messenger RNA, 1065 nt
Organism: Gadus morhua (Atlantic cod)
Lineage: Eukaryota; Metazoa; Chordata; Actinopteri; Gadiformes; Gadidae
Gene: rfesd
Product: Rieske (Fe-S) domain containing
Exons: 5
Coding region: 165-716 (183 amino acids)
Molecular function (GO): 2 iron, 2 sulfur cluster binding
Source: RefSeq, a predicted model, not a curated record
GAAAGUGAUAAGACAUUUACGCAGUAUAGUCAACGUAUACCUGCCUGGGGGUUACAGAUAACGAUGAACUCAGUGUUUGGCCUCCUUCCCCAAAUGCUGUCAGAGCUCUUGUUGGCCUUUGGUGAGGAAACUGCUUUGCUGAGUGCCAAGAAUUGUCUCGUGCCAUGGAAGGGAAGAAGGAUGCCAGAGGAGAGGCCCACUUCGUGGGGAUGAGAGAGGAGUUGAUUGAGGCCAAACGCUCCGUCAGAACACUAGCGGGAAGAGAUGUGUUGGUCAUCUACCACCUGGAAACUUUCUAUGCUAUGGACUCUUACUGUUAUCAUGAGGCAGGAGCUCUGCAGACUGGUGACAUUGAGUUAGAAAUGCAAAGCCCUCACACAAUUCAGUUGCAACAUCCCCAGGAAUUGGGCGGCAAACUGUGCAUUAUAUGUCCAAACCACAAGUACAAGAUAACGUUGGCUGAAGGGGAGGGGUUAUACAAGGACACCGACCCCAUGGAGAAAUCCCCUGUUGCCGUGUGGCUCUCUAAAGGCCCGAAGCAGAGAGUCCACUCGAUCACCGAGGCCAACGGGGAGGUCUACGUCAAACUGUCAGAAGACCCUCAACGGCUGGAUUCAGACUUCUACCAGGGAGAGAGGGGCAAGGUGCAUAGGGCCAACGUCGAGGAGGCCAAAGCAGCCAAAGCAGCUAAAGCCUUACAGAAGAAGAAAUCCUGAUAGUACGGAGGAAGCAAUAUUUAGGCAAUACCGAUGUUUCUAAUUGGUAUCUGUAGACGGCAUGACAAUGGUUGACAUUACUGGCUGGUAUUAACUCAUUAAUAUUGCAGGGAAGAAAACAGAUUAAUCAAUUGUCUAUGUGCUCCCAUGCAGCUAUGUUUGUUUUGAAAGUAAUCAAUAGUGAUCAUGAUGGAUAAAUAACCAAUAUCAUCAGUAGCUUCUGAGUAUCGUAUUGGCCAAGACAUUCCAUAUUGGUUCGUCCAUACUUGAUAGUGAUGCUGUGGAUCUGGGAUUUGAUGAUAUUGGACAUUGUGUAUUCAUUAAUAAAUGAAGUGAAUGUUGACCUGUA